Castor canadensis (American beaver) is the source of this 1771-nucleotide messenger RNA. NCBI's taxonomy places the organism in Eukaryota, Metazoa, Chordata, Mammalia, Rodentia, Castoridae. The record is from RefSeq and is a predicted model, not a curated record.
GUCCCAAAGGUGUUAUCAAUGACUGGCGCCGCUUCAAACAAUUGGAGACAGAGCAGAGGGAGGAGCAGUGCCGAGAGAUGGAGAGGCUGAUCAAGAAGCUGUCUAUGACCUGCAGGUCUCAUCUAGAUGAAGAGGAGGAACAACAGAAACAGAACAACCUCCAGGAGAAGAUCAGUGGGCAGAUGAAUCUAAAGGAGUUUGCUAUGAUGAAUGAGGACCAGGACGAUGAAGAGUUUCUGCAGCAGUACCGGAAGCAGAGGAUGGAAGAAAUGCGGCAGCAGUUACAUAAGGGGCCCCAAUUCAGGCGGGUUUUUGAAAUCUCCAGUGGAGAAGGUUUUUUAGAUAUGAUUGAUAAAGAACAGAGAAGCACCCUCAUCAUGGUCCAUAUUUAUGAGGAUGGCAUUCCGGGGACUGAAGCCAUGAAUGGCUGCAUGAUCUGCCUUGCCACAGAGUAUCCAGCUGUCAAAUUCUGCAGGGUGAAGAGCUCAGUUAUUGGGGCCAGCAGUCGGUUUACCCGAAAUGCCCUUCCUGCCCUGCUUAUCUACAAGGGGGGCGAAUUGAUUGGCAAUUUUGUUCGUGUCACUGACCAGCUGGGAGAGGAUUUCUUUGCUGUGGACUUGGAAGCUUUUCUACAGGAGUUUGGAUUACUUCCAGAAAAGGAAGUCUUGGUGCUGACAUCUGUGCGUAACUCUGCCACCUGUCACAGUGAGGACAGCGAUCUGGAAAUAGAUUGAACUGAUAAUCUAGUUGCAUAGAUUUCUCAUUGUUUAGUCUGGAAGACACAUGUCUGUGUUUAUUUUUGUUCCUUCCUGUAUCUACUAGCUUUUCAGCUGUUCUUUGUAGUCCCUUUUAAUAUGUGGAAAGUCAAGAAAUGCUUAGAUUAAAUCAGAAUGCUGAAUCACCUUGCAGCUAGCAAACAAAGUGACUUAAAAUUAUAUAAACAGGAAGCCAGGCUUUUGACUCCUUUACUUGAGAUUCUCUAGUAUGACAUUUCUGUUACUGUUUUCAGUCAAUAUUUACACAGCAUCCUAAAGGCAGUGUCCUGGAAUUGUCUUCUGAUGACAUCAGAGGUCUCUGCAAGGUCUGAGAGUAGCAUUCCCUAGUUAGUGUGUUAUGUACAAUGUAAUCAAUGUAAUCAGAUGAUUGUAAAUUAUAUUUACUUUUAAUCAGAUCUGUAGCCCUACAAAGCAGUUACAUUAUUUUUUCUCUAGAUGUUCUUCUUCACCAGGGUCUUGUUUAAAGGUUCUAGGCAGAGUUGGGGAUACAGCUUAGUGGUAGAGCACUUGCCUAGCAUGUAGAGGGCUCUAAAUUUGAUCCCCAGCACUUGUAAAAUACAAAAACUAAGGUUCCAGAUGAUGCCUGCUGCCCUGUCAGGAGUGAUAGCCUCUAUUUCUGGAGUCAGUGUUCCUUCCACUCCAGCAUUAUGCCAUCUGAGACAGAGGAUUGAUUUAUGCUGACUGUCCUCCUGAUAUUGAAAGACAACCAUCUUAUUGACCCAAAUCUUAGAGCUGGAUGGAAUGGAAAGCUUGUUAAAUGAUCUUUCAGUGCUCCUGCUUGUUGCUGUGUGUCUAUUUAACAAGGUAACUUUUUGGGAUUUUUAAAAAAGCUUUUUUUGCAUAUUGGAAAAAUAUUCAUAUUUAGUAGAAUAAAACAAAUGCAGAUGCCAAAACCUAAUCUAAUAUUACCACCUAAAGUAAAAUACUAAUAAUGUUUUGAUGUAUUUCUUACCAAGGUGUUUUAUAUGUAUCUAUAGGCAUUUUGUUUGUUUUUA